AUGGAUUAUAACAAUAAGAGUGUGGCGAUGCAUGCUGAAAGAAAUCUGGCUCUCGGUGAUGGGAUUCAUGUUGCAAGUAAUAAGGAGUUGUCUACACAUGAGAGAGUUCAUUCUCCUGUGUUUAUGGAGGGCCCGGAAAAGAGAGCUUCAGCUACUAUCAAUGGGGUUCAAUAUGCUGUAAAACACGGUGAACCUGAACCACAGUCAUCAGUGCCUUCAGAAGCAUUGGAGAGGCCCAAGUUAAAGCUGCUUCCUAGAUCUAAGUCAUUAGGAAAUUAUGAACCACCCACUGAAUAUAAGCAGGGGCACCAACAGCAAAGUGAUCCUGCACUGAAAAGUUACAUGUAA
Molecule: messenger RNA, 348 nt
Organism: Ipomoea triloba (trilobed morning glory)
Lineage: Eukaryota; Viridiplantae; Streptophyta; Magnoliopsida; Solanales; Convolvulaceae
Exons: 2
Coding region: 1-348 (115 amino acids)
Source: RefSeq, a predicted model, not a curated record